This is a messenger RNA of Myotis davidii, 977 nucleotides long. It is a transcript of the gene CRYAA, whose product is annotated as crystallin alpha A. The coding region runs from base 72 to 626 and encodes 184 amino acids. The record is from RefSeq and is a predicted model, not a curated record. NCBI's taxonomy places the organism in Eukaryota, Metazoa, Chordata, Mammalia, Chiroptera, Vespertilionidae. Gene Ontology annotation, molecular function: structural constituent of eye lens; protein folding chaperone. The transcript is spliced from 4 exons. Gene Ontology annotation, biological process: protein refolding; lens development in camera-type eye; response to heat.
CCGCGCCCGGCUCCCCACUGUGCCACCCAGAGGCCUGCUGAGUCCCGGGUCCUGCAGCCCCGACGCCCACCAUGGACAUCGCCAUCCAGCACCCCUGGUUCAGGCGCGCCCUGGGCCCCUUCCACCCAAGCCGGCUCUUCGACCAGUUUUUCGGCGAUGGCCUCUUCGAGUGCGACCUGCUGCCCUUCCUGUCCUCCACCGUCAGCCCCUACUACCGCCAGUCCCUGUUCCGCACCGUGCUGGACUCUGGCAUCUCUGAGCUCAUGACCCAUAUGUGGUUUGUAAUGCACCAACCACAGGCUGGAAACCCCAAGAGCAACCCCACCAAGGUCCGAUCCGACCGGGACAAGUUUGCCAUCUUCCUGGACGUGAAGCACUUCUCCCCGGAGGACCUCACCGUGAAGGUGCAGGAGGACUUCGUGGAGAUCCACGGCAAGCACAGCGAGAGGCAGCACGGAUCUGUGACCCUGCUGGGUGCGGGGGCAGUGCUUGAGACUGUCCGCGGUCCCGGGACCAUGCUGACCUUCUCCGGCCCCAAGGUCGCAUCUGGGGGGGACGCCGGCCACAGCGACCGCGCCAUCCCCGUGUCGCGGGAGGAGAAACCCGGCGCUGCCCCCUCAUCCUGAGCUGGGCCUCCCGUCGGCUGCCACCUGCUGCUGCCCCUGCGGCCAUCCAUCGGGGGAGCCCUAGAAAGGGGGCAUUUGUCUUCCUUCUCUUUCCUCUUUCUCGUUUCCUUCUCCUCCUCUCCGAGGGAAUGAGGGUUUGAGGGCGUAGGUUGAGGUGCUGCGACCUCAGGGUGACCCAGACCCCAACACCGGCCAGUUGGUGGGAGUGACAGCCAUCCCAGCCUCGUUAGACAACUGCCCGUCCUCCUGGGGGACGCAGGCCAGCUGUGGCUGACCGAGAGACCAGAGAACAGCCCUGCCGCGCCACCAGGUGCCUCCCAGCCAGCGCAUCUGACAGGGGCAGCAGCACCA